UCGCGGUCGCGGCGAGUGGUGUGCCGCGGAUCGACGCGGGUAGUGCUGCCGCGAUGACCGUGCCGUUCUUCUCCCCCCUGUACCGGCGUAUCAUCGCCUUCUGGGACCCCAAGGUGCCGGCCAGGCUGAGACCCCUCUGGGAGCAUCCAUGUGGACCUAAAACAGUCUUCUUCUGGUCACCACUGCAAAAAUGGUGUCUGGUGCUGGCCGGCCUCUCAGACACCCUGACCAGACCUGCCGAGAAGAUGAGCGUUAGCCAGGCCGGGUCCCUGGCCUGCACUGGAUACAUUUGGGCCAGGUACUCGCUGGUCAUCAUUCCAAAGAACUGGAGCCUCUUCGCCGUCAAUUUCUUCGUCGGGCUCUCCGGUACAUUCCAACUGGCCAAAGUGUUGAGGUAUCAAAUGUCCCUGAAAGAGCAAGAGCAAAAGGACUCAGCGGCUGUUGUUCCAGCAUAAGCCCAUAUUGCGUCCCCGGAGUGUCAACGGAAGGCUAAUGUCAAAUGUCGCGAACUCGGUUUGUGCAAUAUGUCAGGUGCAUACGUGUUUUUUUUUUUUAAACAAUGUUGGCAAUGCCACAGCGCAACAAUGAAAUAUGGGUAAUAAAUCUCGGUCUAACCUAA
Messenger RNA from Amphibalanus amphitrite, 619 nucleotides. Its product is annotated as mitochondrial pyruvate carrier 2-like. Gene Ontology annotation, biological process: pyruvate import into mitochondria. The coding region runs from base 54 to 455 and encodes 133 amino acids. The transcript is spliced from 5 exons. The record is from RefSeq and is a predicted model, not a curated record. Lineage: Eukaryota; Metazoa; Arthropoda; Thecostraca; Balanomorpha; Balanidae. Gene Ontology annotation, cellular component: mitochondrial inner membrane. Gene Ontology annotation, molecular function: pyruvate transmembrane transporter activity.